Helianthus annuus (common sunflower) is the source of this 1455-nucleotide messenger RNA. Its product is annotated as titin-like. The coding region runs from base 1 to 1455 and encodes 484 amino acids. NCBI's taxonomy places the organism in Eukaryota, Viridiplantae, Streptophyta, Magnoliopsida, Asterales, Asteraceae. The transcript is spliced from 4 exons. The record is from RefSeq and is a predicted model, not a curated record.
AUGAAAGAAGCGGCAUAUGCUGAAGAGUUGAAAGUUCUUGCAGAGUUCAAAAACACAAAGAAUGAGUGGUAUGUGAAAGAAACUGGGAGAAGACGCAGAAAGGCGGCUCCUAUAGUUCAACAGGGUGAAGGAUCGUCAUCAAAACCUAGAAAGAAGCAAAAGAAAGCAGCAACAAUAUCUUUGAUUGAUGAACCGGAAGAAGAUAAUCCGGUGGUUACUGCAGAAAAGGAACAAGUUGUAACUGCUGAAGACGAUCCAUUUAAUGUUGAUCAGUUGUUUGAUACAGAUAAAGAGAAAGAGAAGAUUGUUGAAGAUAUUGAGGGUGACGAUGUAGAUAAGAGUACAACAAGUUCAUCAAGUUCUUCAGAUGAUGGUAUUAACGAGAUUGAAAGUCGAAAAAGAAUUCAAGAAGAGAUAGAAAAAGAAAAGCUGUUAAGGAAGAGAAAGAGACAUGAAAAGGAUGAUGAUGAUGUUUAUGUGCCUUCUCCAGAGCAUGUCUCAGGAUCACAAUCUUCUCCGAGAGUUAGAAAGAAAGCUGGAGGUCGAAAGAAAGUGGUUUCUCCAAAGAUUCUCAAAGCUACUCCAAAGAUCAAAGUGCCAAAGAUUGAUAAUCUUUUAGAUGUUGGAGAUUUUGAUUUUGCCAACACUUCACAAGUCAAAAAUGUUGAAAAGAAAGUUGAAGAAGUUGUUGCUGAGAACAAGAGGCUAGCAGCUGAAAACAAGAAAGUGUCUGAUAGGGAGAAAGUUUUAGAAAUGUGUGUGAAGAAGCUGGAGAUGAAUAACAAAGAGUUGGUGAAAAAGAUUGAAUCUGAUCAAUCAGAAAUUGAUAUCUUGAAGGUUAGAGUUGCUGAACUUGAAGAAGAAAAGGCUAGACAUGAUGAACAGAAUGAAUACUUUAAGUUGAAGAACAAAGAAUUUGAAGCAGCUAAAGCAUUAAGAGAUCACGAGUUCUAUAUGCUGAACAAAGUUGUUAAAAGCAUGCUUGGAACAUCGGUAGAACAAAAGUUUGAAGAGCUGCAGGUUGAAGAGCUCAGAGCUGAACGUCAAGCUAAAAUAGAAGAGCAAAUGAAAGACAAAGGCAAAGGAGUUGAAGGAAGUUCAGCUGUGACUGAAAGAUCGAUUGUUCCUUCAAUGGUGGUUGAUAAUCCUGAGCCAAUCACUGCAAUAUCUGGUUUGUUUGAGGAUGAAACACAUCUUGAAGAGUUGAUGGGUGGUACAGGUUUGAAAGCUACAGAAGCUUCCAGUGAGAAAACAGUUGAUGAUUUGAUGAAUGAUUCGGUAAAUGAAGAAUCAGGGGAAGCAAGUGGAAAGGGGGAGUCUAGUAAAACGCAGAUCGUUGAACAUACUGAAAAGUUAAUCUUGGGAUUAGAUGUUUACAGAGAAAUGAUGCAUACUGUGGAUCCUGAGUUCAAGUUCGACUUUGAAGAAGAGUUGAAUACUUUUGAUAUCAAUUAA